Messenger RNA from Ostreobium quekettii, 780 nucleotides. The record is from the annotation of a GenBank genome assembly. NCBI's taxonomy places the organism in Eukaryota, Viridiplantae, Chlorophyta, Ulvophyceae, Bryopsidales, Ostreobiaceae.
AUGGAAGAGGAUCACUCCAGUAUUUGCUUGCCCAACUGCCAGGACGGGAUUGAUGAUGACGCAGCACCGCUGUUGUUGUGCAAAGGGUUCCACUGUUUUGCUUCGCUUUUGACGAGUCGAUUGGAUGCUCUUCACUUUCUCCAGCCAUUAGCCACGUCUCGGGGACAGCUGCUUUCCAGCACACAUUGUCAGUCCAUUGCAUUGAGAGUGGCCAUCAAGAUCAAGGAAGAACGCCAGUGGGAUCCUCUCACUUCCUGGCAGUCACUGCUUUCUGUUGGGGGAGUUGUGCCUGUGCAAGGCCAAAAACUCGAUAAGGAUGGCACACUCACAGGAACAAUCCAAUGCGGAAAACAUUCUAGCACGGCUUCCGUGCGCAUAAUUGGCCAACCCAGCAUCCACAGCAAUGGCACAACCGCCGUGAUCUUGAUUGAAGAGUGUGCUGCCACUUGCCGUGCGUUGGUGCUGCUCCAUGAAUGCCUCGUCUGGCGACUCGUCAUGCUCAAAACCUUGCCUGGACUUGAUUUGGGUUGGGAAAUGGCAACUGUGUCCGAAAUGCCAGCAGAAGAGUUGCGACAUGCUUUGGUUGCACUGCAAGAGGCCCAUGUAAGGGCCGUGAAAGAUAGCUGUGACAAAGCGAAAAUGCUGAGGCACACAUUGGAUGCAGCAUCGGGCGAUGAGAGGCGACAGCUGGCGGAGCAGCUAUUGGCCAAUGUGCAGAUGGUCCAAGACCGAAUGCAGGUGGUCUGGAAGGACAUGAGGCGCCAUUUUCUGCUUAUGUGA